Botrytis porri is the source of this 1182-nucleotide messenger RNA. RefSeq lists its product as uncharacterized. The transcript has a single exon. Lineage: Eukaryota; Fungi; Ascomycota; Leotiomycetes; Helotiales; Sclerotiniaceae. The coding region runs from base 1 to 1182 and encodes 393 amino acids. The record is from RefSeq and is a predicted model, not a curated record.
AUGGCUUCGACAUCUCUCGACACAAAUGAUGCUGCUGACUCCCCAAUAUUCCAACCCGCUGAUGCCGAAAUUCUCGAAAGAGCGGGCCACCUGAAACCAGCGCAUGGAAGAAGACGUGAAGUGUCAUCGCACCUAAUUUCUGAGGAGUAUAUUUCAAGCUCGAGCGGCUUCGAAGAUUCGCAGAUAGUUCCAGAUCUGCUUGUGUCUCUGGAGACGCUGAUAUAUAUCGGGUGGGGACAACAAAAAGCUGGAGAGAUUUGGAGAAGAUGGCGAGAAGUCAAAGACGCUGAGACAGAAGAUGGGCGAGAGGCUAUUUUUGAGAUAGAGUUUUUAGACUUUGUACUUGAAAGAUACGUUCCGGAAGUCGACAUUUCAAAUGACAGGGAGACUUCUAUUGAGCAGAUGGAGCUCUGGGGAUUGGCAGCUGAGCUGAUCAACUGCAUAAUGGCAAGUGAAUUUGAAGAUGUUAGGAUGACAGAAACGGUCCAAUACUGGGUUCGCGACACGAUGAGUAUUCGAUACUUGGGUCUUGAGGGGCUACAAAAGAAUAGUGCCAGAAGAGACGAGAAGAGGAGAAAUGGCACCGAUGAUGGUGGGUCUGAAAUACGAGCUGCGGUUGCAAUAGCGCCUUUAUCAACCGUACCGGGACAUACGAUACUCUUCAAGGCCAUCUCAAGCACCCGAGUUGGGUAUUUGCCGGAUGGAAGUAUGGAUAUCGAAUCUCUCACAAGCUUACCCCCAACGGAUUUCAGAGGAAGGGUCUUUGCUCCACUCUACUUCACUCCGAGCCUCCCUGUCGCAAAAGUAUAUCGCGAUUAUGCCCGGAACCGAACAUCAUCCACAGUCUUGAUGAUACAGAUGAAGGUACCGAAUUCCUUCAUAGAGGCUCUUCCCCCACACAUUUGUUCAUUCGGAGAUCUGUGGAAGCAGGUUGUGUAUACCUGUAGAGGAGGUAACAACUUACGAGGUACCAUGGCUAGGAUACACAGUCAUGCACUAAUCAUCGCUCCCAUUGCAAAGGGAGACAAUAACGCCAUUGCUCGUCUUAGAGAUUGGCGAGAGAUUACACUGAACAACGUCGUGCAUGUAGAUGGAGAACAAGCCAUCCAGUACGUGUUCCAGACAGAAUCUGUUUUUCGAGAGCUAGAAGAGGUGUGCGAGUUGAGCGUGAUCAAGGUUUAG